CUUCACAGACAAUAUACAAACACACACAACGUAAAACAAGUGAUGACGACGACUGUGCUGCAACAGGAAACAGUUUGGAUUUGGGAGGGAAAUACCAUCUCUACUUUUAAGAUUAGGUUUAACACUGUCUUCCACAGUGUGUCCUUGCUUCCUCUCCUCAGCCCUAACUGGCAACAGGAAACAGUUGCGUAUCUACCUCUCUUGCCUCACCCGCGUCUUUCCCACUUUUAAAAAGCUUCUUAUGCCCAUGUUGAGUUUCGUUAGCUUAUUAGCAAACAGCAGUUUGUUAGACCGUCUGCCAAACAGUGCGGUAUUCGCCAAAAAAGUCUCCUUUGUAUGAAGUGUGUAAUUUGUGUUCGUUUGGUUUUCCUCCAUCCAUCCAUCGAUCUUCUUCCCCUUUAUUCGGGGCCGGUUCACGGGGGUAGCAGCCUAAGCAGAGAAGCCCAGACCUCCCUGUCCCCAGCCACCUCCUCCAGCCUACCCGGCGUUGACCAAGUUGACCAAAGGCGUUCCCAGGCCAGCCGAGAUAUAUAAUCUGUCCAGCGUGUCCUGGGUCUGGGUUUUCCUGUGAAACAAACAAACACUAUAUAUAUAUAUAUAUAUAUAUAUAUAUAUUGGUAAAGUCCACGUUCGAAGCACUGACGUCACAUUUGAAUCCGACGUCCAGUAUGACUUCACGAAUCAUCGUGAGAACCCCGUGUAUCCAUGACAACGUUCUGUAAAAAAACAUUUAGCAGCGUUUCGUGCAGCACAGAUUACUGUCUCUUCGCGUGUUAACAGCUACAGCAGAAAACGUUUUUAAACUUUUCAGCUAUUUUAACUACAGUCAAAAUUGUAAACAGCCAGUUUAAGUUUGCAGCUUACUGAUCACUUUCCUCCAGUCCAGUGGAUUUAAACCAUAUUUAAAAUGGAUAGCGGAGACGGUGAGAUCAACGGCGCUAACCAAAAUGUGGAGCUAAGAUUUUGCCCGCUGCUCCAUUUAGUGGAGCGCUUUGAACAUUACGCUGCAGUAGGUCCAGAGAUGAGUUUGCUCCGGGAUACUAUAAUGCGUGGGUUGUUCAAUGAGUUCAGCCUGGAAACUGUGAUUGAAAUUUUUUAUAAUACUCUGGGGCUUGGGAAUAUUGACGAUAUUGCACGAGUGGACCUAGCUCUGCAAGCAGCUGGCAUAGGAUUAAAUCCAGCAGUAGGAGCAGAAGGUCCGUGGGACAAUGAAGCGCUCCCUCUUCCAGCAGCUGACAUGGAAAACAACCUGGCCGGUUUAGCUGAAGAUCACUGGGACCAUCAAGGUCUUCAUCUACCGGCAGUAAAUGUGGACAUUAAUCUACCCCGGCAAGAAGAUCAGUUUGCUGAUGACAUGUGGUGGGUCUGGGAAAGUGACAUUAAUUCUGGCACUGAAAAUGAAAGCGACCUUGAAAGCGAAUCAGAUGAUGAUGUCCCAGAGUCAAUACCUACCAUCCCAGAACCUCAAAGAUCCAGGAGCCCUCCAAGAGAGGAAGCUGAUGAAAGCGAUCUCUUUGGCUCCAGGAGGCGCCAAAGAGAAGAAAAUAAUAAUGGCGACAGUAAUGAGAUGAACAUGAAGAGAUUCAGGUUCCUCAACUCAGGCAACGAACCGUCAGACACCACCUCUGAAAGUGAGGAUAAUGAAAAUGAAGACACGGUGUCAUCACCCUCUACUUCAGCUGACACAGAAGCAGGACAGAAGAAGAGAAAACGGGAUGAUGAUGAUGAGGACAAUGGAAGAGACAAAAAAAUGUGUAAAAAGUAACAAAAUUGUGGUGCUGGACCCUCAGGAUUGACCCCCCGACCCCUCUCACCCUCCUAUGUGGUGUGUUUGUGUGUGAGCACCAUCAGAGACUGUGACUUUGAGAAUCUGGAAGUGCCUGGUGGCAUCUUUAUCUGUCCUCCUUGUUGUUUACAAGGAGAGUUAUUUAUAAACUCUCUUUGCUUUAUGCCUAAACUUCCUGUCUAGGUUGUUCAUCGCAGCAGAUAGUUGCCCACAACUGAGCCUGCUUUCAGAAAAAUAUGUGAACACUAACCAAAUUGUGCUGUUAGACACUCAGUAUUGACUUCCAUCUCCAAUGAGUUCCACAAGUGCAGUCUGUGAGUUGCACAUUACUGAGAUUUAAGUGUUUUCAACUCGUCUUCAUCAUUACAGCAGGAAGCUGUAUAGUACGAGUUGUAAGGGAUUUAAAGGUGGAUGCUGAAAUGGCUCAGGAAUUGCCAGGACAUUCAUAGACUUUUUCAUAGCUUUACAUACUGUGUCUAGAAUCUUUUUUUGCUGAUGUGAUUAUGUGCAAGCAGCACUUUUGCUGAUGACUGUGCCAGGUGUAGCUAGGUGUAAUUCUUUAUUAAUGCUGAGCAGCUUCAGAUGUUCAAAUAUGAAUAUUUGAAAGUACACAUGAGAAAAAGAGAGAACUUCAUGCCACAAAUAAGGAAAACACUGUCCAGUAGCUGCUCAGCACUGGCUGUUACUAAAACCACACUUACAAAAUAUUCAGAUGAUCAAAGUGUUGUGGAAAAAUAAACUGAGCAUUAAAA
Messenger RNA from Oreochromis aureus, 2538 nucleotides. RefSeq lists its product as uncharacterized. The record is from RefSeq and is a predicted model, not a curated record. The transcript has 2 exons. NCBI's taxonomy places the organism in Eukaryota, Metazoa, Chordata, Actinopteri, Cichliformes, Cichlidae. The coding region runs from base 908 to 1765 and encodes 285 amino acids.